UACUAAAUGAAUAUUCCCCCAUAAAAAUUCGCGGCGUGUGGGGUAGGUAAGUUUAAGAGCUUUCAUUUAGAGGCUAACAUUGCUCUCGCUUGCCUCCCUUCGCACAGAACAGAACAGACAGAACGGAACGCAUUGUAGAAAGGUUCAGGCACAUAUAAAGGAACAGAGACGCUGCUGUUCCAGCGUAUUGCUCGCUGUGCCUUUAUUCCUUUAAAGUGUGAUAGCCCUUAGCGUCUCGCUGGAUUUUAAAAUGCUUGCACUUUUUCUGUUUACAAAUUAGAAAUGUAGUGGAAAUGAUGCAUAAAUUCGCCCGCCUGUUUCUAGUAGCACCCCUAGUGGCGUAAGCACAAGGUUUUUCGACUCUCUCAGGCCGGUAUGGGCGGUAUGCGACAGCCGACAGCAGCCUGGCAGCCGUUUUCACUAUAUGUCGUUAACUGUUUCCGUUCGUUCUUCUGUAUCUACUAUCUAGUCUUCAACUUCGUAAUAAGUUGGUUUUUCUUAGAAUCAAACGAAGAACAAAUUUUGAGGAAAGAUUUAAUUAAUACAAAGAAAGAAAUGAAUAGUAUAUCCAUAGUUGAUGAAUUUUCAAAAUACGCAAAAUUACAAAGAAAGUAUAUUAAAUUACAGGCUAUAGCUAAACAGCAAAUAAAUGCUCGUUCAACAUCAAAAUUCAAACUAGAACUAUUUUUAACUUAUGGCGCUUGGAUCAUAAAUGAAAGAUCCUGUUCUUAUAUUUCCUACAGGUUAUCUUUGGCCCCUUGAACCAAUACUCAGUUGGCCAACCCAAGUUGCUGGAGGUAUAUCUUUACCUGCAUGGAUAGUUCUGGUGAAAUUAACUAUAUCAUCGAAUUAUAGGAUGAUUAUACUUUGAUCAUUAUGUUAAGUUUCUAUAUAACAAUGUAAUAAAACAAUGUUGAGGUGAAUAUUACAAUUUACUUAAUAAUUUAAUGUGACAUUUGUGAUUUAAAAUAAUAAAUCAAUUAAAACUGAUAAA
Messenger RNA from Nasonia vitripennis (jewel wasp), 994 nucleotides. Its product is annotated as tail-anchored protein insertion receptor WRB. The transcript has 4 exons. Bases 376 to 762 code for a protein of 128 amino acids. Lineage: Eukaryota; Metazoa; Arthropoda; Insecta; Hymenoptera; Pteromalidae. The record is from RefSeq and is a predicted model, not a curated record. Gene Ontology annotation, biological process: tail-anchored membrane protein insertion into ER membrane.